Messenger RNA from Tachyglossus aculeatus (Australian echidna), 4717 nucleotides. It is a transcript of the gene LRRC9, whose product is annotated as leucine rich repeat containing 9. The coding region runs from base 89 to 4603 and encodes 1504 amino acids. The transcript is spliced from 33 exons. The record is from RefSeq and is a predicted model, not a curated record. Gene Ontology annotation, molecular function: protein binding. NCBI's taxonomy places the organism in Eukaryota, Metazoa, Chordata, Mammalia, Monotremata, Tachyglossidae.
CGAUGCGUCCACAGGGGCCGUUUGGGGCCGGGAUUUCGGGGGUCCCUCUCCCCCACGCUGGGCCAAGAUAUUUUCAGUAGCUCAGAAGAUGACCGAAAGCAGGACUGUUAACCAAGAAGAAAUCAUUAAAGAACUGUGCUCCUGCAAUGGUUUGUCCUAUGAGAAGAUUGAGCAAGAAGGCUCUGAAAUUUCCAAACUGGAGAUGUUUUUUUCAGGGUACCCUCGCAUCGUAGGGCUGUCACUGUUUCCAAAUUUAACAAGCCUCACCGUGGUUGGGCAAGAAAUUCAGAAGAUUGCAGGACUGGAGUUUUGUCUAUUUUUGAAGGAGCUGUGGUUGGCUGAGUGCCUUAUCCUGAAAAUCGAAGGUCUCCAAAAUUGUAACAAUCUGGAAAAACUGUACUUAUAUUACAAUAAGAUCAGCAAAAUAGAAAAUCUGGACACACUGACCAAGCUGGAGGUGGUUUGGCUGAACAACAAUCAGAUUAAAAAAGUUGAGGGGCUGCAGAUGCUGAAGAGCUUAAAAGACGUCAACCUUGCUGGGAAUUGUAUAAGCAGCAUUGGGCAGUGCUUUGACCCCAAUGAAAAAAUCGAAAGACUCAACCUUUCUGGUAACCAAAUGUGUUCCCUCAAGGAACUCACUAACUUGGCCAGGCUUCCUCACUUGGUGGAUUUGGGCCUCAGCGAUCCACUGUAUAAGCCUAACCCAGUGUGUCUGCUGUGGAAUUAUGCUACCCACAUCCUGUAUCACAUGCCUAAACUUCAGAGACUUGACACGAUUGAUGUCUCUCAGAAGCCCAUCAAAGAGAUGGCAGAUACUAUGGCCAUGAAGAAAAUCAUGUAUUACAACAUGCGUGUGAAAACUGUUUACAGGCACCUUAAUGAGGAACUCGAGAAACUGAAAGAACGGAAACACAGAUUACAAAAACUGCCUGAAGACCAAAUAAAAUUGCUCAGCUUCAAUAUCAAAAAUCUGGAGCGGGAAAUGUCCGAGCUGCAGGGGGCGGGGAAGCUGCCCAGUCAUCACAAGGAUGAACCUGGAAAGUCAAAGGAUCCAAAGAGCAAAGCUGCCCCAGAAGAAACCCGUCUUGAACACAAGUUCUGUGAAAAACUUCAUCGUCUGAAGGAAAGAAUGACAUUCUGGAGUAAAAAACUAGAUGAAAUCGAAAGUGUUUAUCAGGUCGAAGUCAAGAGGAAGAAAGAAAGCUACAGUUUAUCGGUGCCAUUUCUGCUGACUGAGUUGGAGACGGUGGGAAAUAUUCGUUUUGAAGAAGGCACUCCUUCGGAUGCCUGGUUUAAUUCUUGCCAUGAAUUAAUUCUGUCACGUUUCUGUGCAUGGGACUUCAGAGCAUAUGGCAUCACAGGUGUGAAAAUAAAUCGCAUAAUUAAAAUGCACAACCAAGGUCUGAGACUGAAAUUUGAAGAAAAAUUCCAGGUGUUUUCGGACGAUGAACUCGCAAACGAUUCGGAGAUCAGCAGAAAGAUGCUGGACUGCCUUUUUUAUGUUUUCAACCCAGAGAUCCCACUGGAGGAAAAUGCCCUGCUCCACAUCCUUGAAAAUGGAUUUACGGAAAGCGAAACAAAUGAGCUGUCCGGCAAACAAGAAGCUGUUGUUCUUGCCAACAGCCUGAGCCUGUGCGAACGUCCCCGAAUGGACCUCUUUCUGCGGCAAGCCAAGGCGGGCGAGGGAAACCCCACGGAUCCGGGAGCGCUCACGCACGGCAAACUAAUCGUUACAAAGGCCUUUCUUGGAUGCAGCGUCCAAGCUCGCGAGCAGGAUCCCAUCAGUCAAGUCAAUUAUCCAAUGGCAAAUUCAGUGUUCAAGCCUGAGAAGCAUUUCCAAAGUUCUGCUACCAAAGAUUCAAGUUCUUCAGAGGAACACAGGAACUGUGACUGCAGCGUUCGCCAGUGCACGUGGUUCGUCUUUGAUCACGACCUGGUCUUGCCGGAAUACGUGGUGGAAUUCGAGUACACUACGUUGGUCAAGGCGCACUCAUUUUCUACACUCAGUAAUACUUCUGUCGAAGAAACCAAAAAUUGUUCAGAAGGAUCGCUAUUGCCCCAUGAUUUGAAACUUGAUGAGGAAAUUAUCAACAUGGAGCCUAAAAGGAAGCCCAGAUUAAAACUCAUCAGUCUGGAUGAUGAAACAAUUAUUUCUAUGGCCAAGACAAAUAUUUACAGUCAGAUAAUGAGUCUGAACUUACAUGGAAACAGUCUCAACAGACUGAGGGACCUGUCCAGAUUGACAGGGCUUCAAAAACUCAUCAUCAGUUUUAACGAAUUUACAUGUUUAGAUGAUGCGUACCAUCUGUACAACCUGGAAUACCUGGAUGUAAGCCACAACUACGUCAUAACCCUGGAAGGAUUUCGAGGCCUGAGCAAACUGAAGCACUUGGACUUGAGCUGGAAUCAACUGAAAAAAUCGGGAGAAGAAAUAAAUACUUUGCAAAGACACACUCCGAACCUUCUCAAUCUGGACAUCAGACAUAAUCCAUGGCAAAAGCCAGCCACCCUGCGGCUCAGUGUCAUCGGCCGAUUAAAGGCCCUGACCCAUUUAGAUGGGCAGCCGGUGACUGAGGAAGAGGCCGCCACCGCUUCUCACUUCAUUGCCGGAACCAGGAUUACUCAGGCCACCCUUCUGCAACACUCUAGGACGCAGGAGGCGAGACCCCGUGUUCUUAGCAUAUGGCCUGCUGCUAAAAUCCUAACCAAGAUGGGACCAUGUGUACAGCUCAGUGAGAACUGGAUGUCUAAGAUAACGUCCUUAGACCUGGACGGACAGCACCUCUUCAGGAUCACUAACCUGGAGAAAUUGGAGCGUUUGCGGUGGGCGUCCUUUAGUAACAACAACCUCACUAAGAUUGAGGGCCUGGAAUCUUGUAGCCAUUUGGAAGAACUCAUAUUAGAUGGAAACUGCAUCACAAAGCUGGAAGGCAUUUCAAAACUGACCAGACUGAUGCGACUCAGUGUAAAUAACAAUCACCUCACCGGCGUGGAGAGACAAGUUUUUGAUAACUUGCUUCACCUUCAUUACCUCUCCCUGGAGAACAACAGAAUCACUUCAUUGAUCGGCCUGCAAGGAGUUUAUACUAUCAUUGAACUUUACAUAAGCAAUAACUAUAUUGCUACUAAUCAGGAGAUUUACCACCUAAAGGGUUUACACAAUCUGGUCAUUUUGGACAUGUAUGGAAACCUAAUUGUCUGGAAUCAAGAAAACUACCGUCUGUUUGUAAUCUUCCACCUCCCCAAGCUGAAAGCUUUGGAUGGAAUCGCAGUAGAACAGCCAGAAGCGGACAAUGCGAAGGAUUUGUUUGGGGGCCGACUCACGUCGGACAUGAUCGCUGAGAGACAAGGACAUUCCAAUUUCAGCCACAUGCAAGAGCUGAACUGGACCACAUCUACCAUCAGGACUGUGGAUCUGAUUCCAGUCGAUCAGUUUAGAAACGUGAGCAGUGUGAAUCUGCAGAACAACAACCUCACCUCUUUCAGCGGCUUAGUCUUCCUGCCUAACGUGAAGGUACUGUGCCUCAACUACAAUCACAUCGAGUCAAUAAUGCCCAGGCCCAAGGCCCCGAGCCACCUAACGAGCAGGCAGCUACUCAACCAGAGAGUGGCAUCGAGUGGUUACGGGCAGCACGGACCUCCUCGAGGAAGCAGGGACACAGGAGUCAGUGAAAAUCUGCCUCCAGUGAUGCAAAACUUAGAAGUUCUUCAUUUAGGCUACAAUGGGAUUAGCCAUUUGAACCAACUGCAGCUUAGCAGGCUUAGGAAUUUAAAGUCCCUCUUUCUACAGGGAAAUGAAAUCAGUCAAGUUGAAGGACUUGAAGGCCUCCACAGCCUUCAGGAAUUGGUCCUGGACCACAACCGCAUCAAAGCAAUUACUGAUACUGCCUUCGCUAAGCCAAACUCGCUACUAGCACUCCAUCUGCAAGAAAACAGAUUGCGCGAAUUGACCAAUUUACAGCCUUUGAGAAAACUGGAGAAACUCUUCCUAGGACACAAUAAAAUUCAGGAUGUGGCUGAACUGGAAAAACUGGAUGGUAUUGCGACCCUCCGAGAGCUUUCCAUGCAUGGCAAUCCGGUUUCACACAGAAUGUUCUAUCGCCCUGUGCUGCUAUCUCGGCUGCCUGGCUUACAGGUGAUUGAUGGAGUUGCUGUGAGUUUGGAGGAAAGAGCGAGAGCAGAACUGCAUUAUUCAGAACAGCAAUCUGUUCUGGUUGGCAGCCCCGUGAUGGAUGUUGAAGUUCCUGGCCCAGGGAAAGUGGCUCCCAUAAAGAUAACAAAUGUGGUUCUGCCUGGGGAAUUCAAUCCUUACCUUGGAUCUGACUGUACCUUUCCUCACGCGACAGAAGAUCUUUUCCCAAACGAGAGCAAUAACAGUGAGUGCCAAGUCAAGAAAUCUAAGAACCAAGGAAUUCUGACAAACAACCCUCGGAGCCUCCAUGCAGAAAUGGCUUCCCGGCAGCUCCGGGGAGGAGCGAGCCUCUCCCCACCGUGUGUGCCCCAACAGAACUUCACCUCGCGAACGCCACAAAUUUUCCGCAGCCCCCGCGAUCCCGAGGGGAGGUUACCACCCAGCAAUCUUUCCAGACCAAACCGAACAUAAAUGCCUGCAAAAACAAAAAUGGUUGUGGACCAAAGAAUUGUUGAUCUGUUUCUGUUUGGCUGCAGAAUAAAAACCAGCAGCCAAUGAUUUGGAUAAAACAUAUGGAUAAGUAAA